Molecule: messenger RNA, 2310 nt
Organism: Striga hermonthica
Lineage: Eukaryota; Viridiplantae; Streptophyta; Magnoliopsida; Lamiales; Orobanchaceae
Source: the annotation of a GenBank genome assembly
AUGCAGAGAAGUCUUAUUGAUUGGGAUACGCUACGCAUCGAGGAAAAUCGAGAUGAUGAGGGAAGAAUUGAGAUCAUCGAUGAUGAGGUGAUGUAUGAAAUGUUAGGCUUUAAGGCUCAGGAUGAGGAGGCUGAGAAGGCAAGGGAGGAUGCUGAGAAGGCAAGGGAGGCUGAGAACAAUGCUACUCCUCAGAGUAAUGAGGAAAUUGAUACAACUGAGGCAGCCAUUGAAGUUGAUGACUAUUUACCAGGGGAGAGGAUCGUGGUGCAUGAUCCAAAUCGUCCUAGGAUGGAUCUUGGCACAGUUUAUCCUAACAUGAAGGAGUUCAGAUUGGCUAUGAUACAAUUUGCUAUAAAUAAAAAGUUUGAACUACACAUUGCCAAAACAGAUCCAAGUAGAUACAUUGGCGGUUGCAAAGCAAUGGGUUGUCCUUGGCAUAUUGUUGGGCGUCGACAGCCUGAUGGGUGCACUGUUAUGGUGACAGUGCUUGUUGAUGAGCAUAAAUGUGCAUCUAGUGAUAAGAGGAAGACUACCACACCAACUACUGCUUGGGUUGCUUCAAAGGUAAUACAUCACCUUAGGAGGAAAAUAAUUAUGGGUACUAAGGAACUCCAAGAGGUUUUAGAGCAGGAGCAUGAAUGUUUUUUAGAAGGAUGCAGGCCAUACCUUAGCAUAGAUUCUACUGCACUUAAUGGUAGAUGGAAUGGCCAUUUAGCAGCAGCUUGUGGUUUAGACGGUCACAACUGGAUGUACCCAGUUGCUUUUGGCUUCAUUGAUGGUGAGACCACAGACAACUGGACUUGGUUUAUGACUCGGUUGCAUAAGGCCAUAGGAGAUCUUCCUGUUUUGGCUAUUUCAUCAGAUGCAUGCAAAGGUCUAGAAAAUGCAGUUAAGAAUGUGUUCCCACAUGCUGAACAUAGGGAAUACUUUAGACAUCUGAUGAACAAUUUUAUUAAAAGGUUUGGUGGUGAUGUAUUCUCAAAGAUGUAUCCUGCAGCUAGAACUUAUAGAGAAUCAGUUUUCCAAUAUUUUUACAAGUUAAUCAUUGAUGCUUGUCCUGAAGUGUUGGUUUGGAUGGAGGCUCACCAUUACAAGCUGUGGAUGAGAUCUGCCUUCAAUCCUGAGAUUAAAUGUGAUUAUAUCACUAAUAACCUUGCUGAAGUGUUUAACAAUUGGAUCAAAGACUGGAAAGACCUGCCUGUUAUCGAGCUUGCAGACAAACUCAGAGAGAAGAUUAUGGUGUUGUGGGCAAAAAGGAGAAAAAUUUCACAGGCACUUAGUGGGAAGAUCCUCCCAGCAGUUGUGCAGCAGUUGAAUGCUAGAACUAGAGGACUUGGGCACUUGACUGUUGUAGAUGGUGGUAGUGAUUCAGCAGAAAUCUGGGACACCUCAAACACUCACACUAGACAUGUUGUUAAGGCUCAUAUGCAUGAGUGCACAUGUCUUGAGUGGCAGCAUACUGGUAAGCCUUGCCAGCAUGCUUUGGCUUUGAUUAUAAGUGCACAGAUUGUUAAUGUACCCAUGGAGAAUUUUGUGCAUGAGUAUUACUCUGUCAAGAGGUUCCAAGCAGCUUAUAAGAGACUUAUAGAGCCACUACCUGAUAAAUCACAGUGGCCAGAUGUUGAGUUGCCUUUUGGGGUAAAGGCUCCCCUUGACAAGAAGGCUGCUGGUAGGUACAGAAAACUGAGGAUCAAAGGCUUCCUCGAAGGUGGUAACAUCAAGGGAAAGAAAGCAGCCAAGGAAAAAGCAAAUGAGGCAGACAAACAAGCUGCUGAUGAGGCAGAAAAGGGCAAGAAACAAAUGAUUAGAGACAAAAGAAAGUGCAAUGGCUGUGGAGAAUUGGGUCAUAGUGAAACAAGCUACAAAUGUCAUCUUAAUGGCACUAAAAAAAGGCCAAGGAAGCCUAGGAAAAAUACAACAAAGUAUGGUGCCAAUGCAAAGAUCCCAACAAAGAGAGCAAAGAAGGGAGAGACAUCUCAGGAAAUGGCUGCUACUGCUACUGAACCACCAACCCCAAAUUUUCUCAAUGAACAAGCAAUGGAUGCAACAGCCCCAAAUUUUUUCAUUCAACAAGCAAUGCAUGCACAAGCCCUAAAUACACUCUCCAGCCCCACAAGGCUCACAAGGGAGCAGAUCAUAGAAAACAGCCCCACAAGGCUCACAAGAGGCAAAGUCGAGGGUGAAGUUCUUGUUUUCGCGGUAGCUUUGGAAAGGGGAUAUGCUAGCGAAAAACGGAGACUCGUGUCUGUUCAGGAAAGUAAGGAGUUGGGUCAUGGUUCGGUUGAUAUCAGGCCGGAACUGGGCUUUUGA